UUUUGUUUGCCAUUUUUCUCCAGCAAACGACAAUAAUUGGGCAUGUAAUCAAAAGACAUCAAACACACCCGAUACCCCUCCAUUCAUUUUGCCACAUUCUCCCCCCACCAUCUCUGUUCCACUGUCCUUUCCCUUCAAGCAAAGACCAGCUCCCAACCACUUAAAGACUUCCGUCGAAUUCUCCUCAUAGCAAGAUCAGAACACAAAUUCGUGAUCGACCCUUUUCUCUUCCAUCUGUUGAUUGCAGAAAGAAGAGUUGAUUCAGUACUUUUCCUGGAAAAAAUUUGGGAUCUUGACCACUGGUGUGGGUUUGCUUCAAUGGUAAGAGCUGAAAUUCUAGUCAUCUUGAUCUCUUUUUCCUUCGUGAGUAUUGUUCUGAGGGAGUAGCUUAAAGGUUCAACUACUAUUUCCUCUUCUUUUCAAGCAUCUCAGCCUUUAAAGUGACCUCCGAAUGCUCUUUCCAUAUCUUGCCAUGAAUUCCUGAACCGCUCUGUCUCUGUCUCUGUCUCUGUCUCCGUCUCUCUCUCUGUCUCUCUGUAUGUCGUGAUAUCACCCAUCAAGAACCAAAGAAGCAUCAGCCCGCACACAUUUCCUCACUUCCUUUUGUGAAAUUUUUGCUUUCAUAGUUGUCCAAGUCCUUCGGUACCUCGAAACUGAAGAUAGAAAGUCUAAUACAACAGUUGAGCAUGAUGAAUUCCGUGCUCUCGAUAUCUUUCGUGGUCCGAUUCGCCACUGAAAAGUUCCAAACACAUGAAUGGACAAGCCUCUUUGCAUAAGAAUCGUACGUAUCUGUUGGGGAGCUGCAGAUCUAGUUCUACAGGGUACAGAGGUUUUCUGGGUUCUGUUCUGGCCUAAUGCUCGUGAGGGAAGCAACGUCUGCCAUGGCCGCGCUCCACCACCGUCCACACCGCCUGCUGCUCGAUAAGCAGCCUAAUUCUGUGCAUAACAAUGGGACAAGAGCUAGGGGACCCUAUGGUAACGAGGCAAAUUUCGACACCAACAUGGUGAUCAUACUCGCGGCCCUGCUGUGCGCACUGAUUUGCGCCCUCGGAUUAAAUUCGAUUGUGAGAUGCGCGCUCCGGUGUAGCAGGAGGUUCACCUUCGAGACCCCCGGUCAGACGGCUGCUAGGCUUGCUGCAACAGGACUUAAGAAGAGCGCCCUGCGCCAGAUUCCUGUCGCUGUGUACGGAGCAGGAACAAGUAUCCCGGCCACAGAUUGCCCAAUUUGCCUUGGAGAGUUCAUGGACGGCGAGAAAGUCCGGGUGCUUCCGAAGUGUCACCACGGGUUCCAUGUGAGAUGCAUCGACACCUGGCUGGUGUCGCAUUCUUCGUGCCCCACUUGCCGCCAGUCCUUACUAGAACCUCCGCCACCAGCGCCUGCGGUUUUGGAUGAGGCAGGAGCGAUGCAUCCACCAGGAGGUGCGGUGGACCUGCCCAUACCGGUUGAUGAGGUCAUCCGGUCUCAGCAAAUUAUUUUGUGGCUGUGGUGGGUCCGUCACUGGCGAUGGGAGCAACGGACCGUCACCUUUCAAUCACUCUCGUGAUUGAAGAAGAAGAGGAAGAGAAGUUGGUUC
Messenger RNA from Rhodamnia argentea, 1574 nucleotides. Its product is annotated as RING-H2 finger protein ATL74-like. Bases 855 to 1544 code for a protein of 229 amino acids. The record is from RefSeq and is a predicted model, not a curated record. Gene Ontology annotation, molecular function: transferase activity. Gene Ontology annotation, biological process: protein ubiquitination. Lineage: Eukaryota; Viridiplantae; Streptophyta; Magnoliopsida; Myrtales; Myrtaceae. The transcript has 2 exons.